AUGUAUCUCUUAUAUUCCCCGUUUUUAUUAAGUAAAUAUGAGACACGUACAAAACUAGUCGAAUUUUCUCUCUCUCCCUCUCUUUCUCUAUCUCUCUGUCUAUUUCUCUCUCUCUUUUCUCUACCUCUUUCUCUCUCUUUCUUUUCCUUUGUCUCUUUCUCUCUCUUUUUCUCUAUCUCACUUUCUCUCUUUUUCUCUCUCUCCCUUUCUCUUUCUUUCUUUCUUUCUUUCUUUCUUUCUUUCUUUUCUUUCUUUCCCUUUCUUUUCUCUUUCUUUUCUUUCUUUCUUUCUUUCUUUCUUUCUUUCUUUCUUUCUUUCUUUCCCUUUCUCUUUCUCUCUUACUUUCCCUUUCUUUCUUUCUUUCUUUCUUUCUUUCUUUCUUUCUUUCUUUCUUUCUGUCCGUCUCUCUUUUACAGCCAUCUUUUUUCUUUCUGCUCAAUCUCUUUCACUGUCGUUCUCUAUUUUCUCUUAACUAUUCUUUCACUGUAUCGAUUUUUAAAUCAACUGUUUCGUCUUAACCUCUUUUUUUUUCUCCACUCUCCCUCUCUCUUUUCCUCUAUCUCUCUUUCUCUCUUCCUUGAUUUCUUUUUUAUCGUCUCUUUAAAUAAAAUAAAAUUGAAUCUAUCUAUCUAUCUAUCUAUCUAUCUAUCUAUCUAUCUAUCUCGGUCUGAUUUAUAUCUAUCUAUCUAUCUAUCUAUUCGUUCACAUUUCUCCCUUUUUCUCCCUCUUUCUAUUACACAUUCUAUUACAGCGGAAAUUCAGACAUUUUGUUUCUGA
Messenger RNA from Acanthosepion pharaonis, 777 nucleotides. Lineage: Eukaryota; Metazoa; Mollusca; Cephalopoda; Sepiida; Sepiidae. The record is from the annotation of a GenBank genome assembly.